Molecule: messenger RNA, 2181 nt
Organism: Oxyura jamaicensis (ruddy duck)
Lineage: Eukaryota; Metazoa; Chordata; Aves; Anseriformes; Anatidae
Product: sodium- and chloride-dependent GABA transporter 1-like
Exons: 15
Coding region: 1-1953 (650 amino acids)
Biological process (GO): sodium ion transmembrane transport; neurotransmitter transport
Cellular component (GO): plasma membrane
Molecular function (GO): gamma-aminobutyric acid:sodium:chloride symporter activity
Source: RefSeq, a predicted model, not a curated record
AUGGGCAAGAUGGACAACACCUCCGUGGAGCUGAGCUCUCCCUCCGAGGUGAAGCAGGCAGCCCUGGAGGAGUCGGAGCCCAACGGCCCUGAAGCCAUGAGCACCAAGAAGAAGAAGGAGAUCCCAGACAGGGGCUCCUGGAAAGGGAGAUUUGACUUCUUGCUGUCCUGCGUGGGCUAUGCCAUUGGGCUGGGCAACGUCUGGCGCUUCCCCUAUCUCUGUGGCAAGAACGGAGGAGGUGAGAGAAACUCACAGUGCCUGCACUCCACUCUGAGCAGCCUUGUCACCUGGAUGGGCUCUGGCUUGGUAUCGGCUGUGGUGCUCUCAGUGGGAGACUUUCCAAGCUCACCAAUACCAGCUGUUGCCUCUGAGCAAGCCUGCUCAUCAUUGUGGGCCUUCCUCAUCCCCUAUUUCCUGACGCUGGUGUUUGCUGGGAUUCCCCUCUUCCUGCUGGAAACUGCUCUUGGCCAGUAUACCUCUGUGGGUGGACUGGGGGUCUGGAAAUUAGCACCCAUGUUUAAAGGAGUGGGGCUGGCAGCUGUGGUUCUCUCCUUCUGGCUGAACAUCUACUACAUUGUCAUCAUCGCCUGGUCUCUCUACUACCUCUUCAACUCUUUCACUGCGGACCUGCCGUGGCAGAGCUGCGGGAACACCUGGAACACCGACCGCUGCUUCUCCAACUACUCCCUGGAGGACACCACCAACCUCACCAGUGCCGUCACCGAGUUCUGGGAGAGGAACAUGCACCAGAUGUCUGAGGGCCUGGGGGAGCCCGGCUCCAUCCGCUGGCCCCUGGCCGGCACGCUGGCCCUGGCUUGGCUGCUGGUCUACUUCUCCAUCUGGAAGGGUGUGGAGUGGACAGGCAAGGUGGUGUAUUUCUCAGCCACCUACCCCUACUUCAUGCUGUUCAUCCUCUUCUUUCGGGGAGUCACGCUGCCGGGGGCCAAGGAGGGCAUCCUCUUCUACCUCACGCCCGACUUCAGAAAACUCUCUGACUCUGAGGUCUGGAUGGAUGCAGCCACACAGAUCUUCUUCUCCUAUGGCCUGGGGCUGGGGUCCCUAAUCGCGCUGGGGAGCUACAACACUUUCCACAACAACGUCUACAGAGACUCCAUUAUUGUCUGCUGUAUAAACUCCACAACAAGCAUAUUCGCUGGAUUUGUUAUUUUCUCUAUCGUUGGCUUCAUGUCACACAUCACAAAGAAGUCGAUCGCAGAGCUGGCCUCCUCAGGCCCCGGACUGGCUUUCCUCGCGUACCCACAAGUCGUCACACAACUACCUCUGUCCCCGCUCUGGUCCAUCCUCUUCUUCUCUAUGUUGAUGAUGCUGGGCCUGGACAGUCAGUUCUGCACCGUGGAGGGGUUCAUUACAGCCCUGAUGGAUGAAUAUCCUCACGUCCUGAGAGCCAGGAAGAAGGUCUUCAUUGCAAUAGUCUGCUUCAUCUCUUACCUCAUUGGAUUCUCCAACAUCACCCAGGGUGGUAUUUAUGUCUUCAAGCUCUUUGAUUACUACUCAGCCAGUGGCAUGUGUCUUCUCUUUCUUGUCUUCUUUGAGACCAUCUCAAUUUCUUGGUGUUAUGGUGUGAACAGAUUUUACAGGAACAUCGAAGAAAUGAUUGGCUACAAACCUUGCAUCUGGUGGAAGAUCUGCUGGGCCUUCUUCACUCCUCUUGCCUGCCUGGGCGUGUUCUUCUUCAGCGUGGUGGAAAUGACCCCUCUGACACUGGGAAAAUAUGUCUAUCCUGCGUGGGGACAAGGCAUUGGCUGGCUCAUGGCUCUGUCCUCCAUGGUGCUGAUUCCAGGAUACAUGCUGUACUGUUUCUUCACCUCAACAGGGACUCUCCGGCAGCGUUUGCAGCAGAUGACACAGCCCAGGCCCGAGGCACAAGUGCAGGAGAAUGGCCUCCAGCCAAAGAUGUCCUUGAAUGGCAGGGUCUCGGAUGCCGCCGUCUAGGAGGAGAGUCGGAAUUCCUCGCCCUGCCCUGUAGCUGCCCACACCACGCCGUCCCUCCAGCUCCUCUGGCACAGCUCUCUGUCCCCGGCUCUGGUGGCUUUCCAGGAGGAGAAAGGACCUGGCGGAGGAGGCCCCUCGCGUCUCUUCCCUCCAGCCCUUCUGACCACGGCUCAGCGCGAGGUGCCACCAGGGCGCAGUGCGGUGACUGUCCUCAUCAUGCAACGUCCU